Messenger RNA from Strongyloides ratti, 1149 nucleotides. RefSeq lists its product as hypothetical. The record is from RefSeq and is a predicted model, not a curated record. The transcript has 2 exons. The coding region runs from base 1 to 1149 and encodes 382 amino acids. NCBI's taxonomy places the organism in Eukaryota, Metazoa, Nematoda, Chromadorea, Rhabditida, Strongyloididae.
AUGAAGUUGGUUAUAUUUUUUGCAAUAUUUUUUAUAUUCAUAAUAUGCUUAGUAAAUUGUAACCAGGAUCCUAAUAAUAACGUUAAUCUCCAAGAAAUUAAAGAAAACAACGUGCUUUUACAUAGUAACUUUGAUAGGAAAAAAAAUGAGGUUAAAUUAAAAGUGGAGAACUCUUCAUUUACACGAUAUGUAGAAAAAGCCAUUUAUUUAUUAAACAAGCAAACAUGUUUAAAACAUUCAAUUACUGAUAAAGACGAAAAUGGCACAACAAAAAUAAGAUAUGGAUCAUUUUGUGGCUUUGAUGUAGAAAUAAAAAAUGGAUAUUUAUUUCAUGUAAUAACAAUAAAUGACUAUUGCUUUGAUAAAAUCAAACUUAAUAAAUUAAUUUUUUCGAGCUUUAAUUUAAGGUUUCAAAUAAUGCAAUAUAUUAAGAAACAAAAAUCAAACGAAAUGGAGUUUAGUCAUGAAAUUACUUGGUUUAAAUUUUCAAAUGACAAAUAUGGUUUAUUUAAUCCCAAGACAAAAAGAUUUUCGAUAGUAAGUGGUAGUAGAGUUGAUCCUUUUGCCAAACUUGAUUUAAGUCUUUCUUUGAAUCCUAAAAAUGGUUCUCUACAAAAAGAUAUAUCUUCUGAAUUUAUGUCAUUUACUGAAGUUAGGUAUUUGAACAGGAUAAUGUGUGACCACAUUUUGAAAAAAAACCAUAAAAAAAAAUGUUCAAAUGGUGGGUAUGUAAAUCCAGUAGAUCAAAAAACAUGUUUGUGUCCAUUUUUCUAUGAAGGAGAAAAGUGUAACAAAUUUAUGGAGUCAAAAAAACAAGAUUUAUGUGGUAAUAAGGUGAUAAAACCAACAACUAAAGCAAAAAAGAUGGUAGUUGACUUAGAUGUAGAAUGUUUUCAUCAUUUCAAAGCUCCUAAAGGAAACAAGAUUAAUAUGACACUGACAGUCAAAAAUAAAUUAUUCUAUGAUUGUAAACAUUUUCCAUUUAUUGAAAUUAGAUACAAAAAAGACAAAACUAAAAUAGGAAUAAUUCCAUGUGGAUCUUUUGUAAAAUUAGAAAUUAAAUCUGAAGAUGAAAAUAUUUUUCUAUACAACUCAAGAUAUGGUUCAAACUUAUCUUUCGAUGUAUCUUAUAAAGCAGUGGUCAAGUAA